AUAAUGUUACAGAGGAAAAAGUCCUUUUUGUAUGUUUGGUUGGUAAUUCGAAUGGUGUAUGCUGUGAGCCCCACCAGAAACUUCUCUGUCUCUACCUAAAAUAGCGAAACUGAUUCUAAAUCCAGCAGAUUUAACCGACCAUUAUCCCGGAUGUUGUUUUCAAAGGGCCACACUUUUUGAAAUGGAAAAAGUUGGACUCAGGGAACCUUUGGUUUCAUUAGGGUUCUUCUGAGUUCCAACACCUUUCCUUUCAAACAUUAUUGUUAUAUGACUUCUACCUGAUCCACUCAUAAACACACAGGGGCUCCUCUUGCUUCAUCUUUCUUUCUGUCACGUAACAAAAAUUCCUCCCCGUUUUUGUAUCAGAAAAAAGAUAUAAUUUUUAUUCGGUUUAGCAUACAAAUUCGAUCUCAUUGCAAUCUGUGUUGCAGAAACGAUCUAAAGAAAAUGACUGGCGUCAAGAAGGUGAAUUCUCCAAGGGGAGAGGUUGGAGAAAUCGACACACGGGCACCAUUCCAAUCUGUGAAAGCUGCUGUUAGUUUAUUCGGUGAGGUAGCCAUUCCAAGGGACAGAUUUUCUAUCAAGAGAAGAUCAUCGGAGAAUGUGUUUGAAAAGGAGACGCAGCUUAUCUUGGCCCAGAAGGAACUAGACAAGGUGAAGAAACAUGUGGAUAAUGCUGAAGCCGUGAAAGCCAAAGCACUUUCUGAUCUUGAGAGCGCCAAGGAGAUACUUCAGAUUUUGACAACCAGGCUUGCCUACGUAAGAGAAUCCAAGCAAUCUGCAAUGGAAGCUGCUGAAGCCGUGAAAAGCCAGACCAAGCGAUUUGAGAAGACGCUAUCUCUAAAAGCCGUGGGAUAUGAAGCCUGGAAAAGAGAACUAGAUCAUGCAAGAAAGGAGUACAUCACCACUAUAAAUGAAUUGGAUUCUUCCAAGCAAGAACUCACAAAGAUAAAGCAGGAUUUUGAUGCGGUUAUGGGGGCAAAGCUGGCAGCGUUGCAAGCAGCAGGAGAGGCUCAACGUUCGGCAAAAUUAAACUCAGAAAGAAUCAGUGAACUCUCGAAUGAAAUUGCGACCAUGAAAGCGUCGAUUGAACAAUUGAAAUUGGCGGCUGAACAAUCCCAUGAAGAAAGGGAAGCCCAACUUAUGAGUUACUACACAAAUGCGAAGGAAGAAGUACAAAAGAAUUUGGAGUCCUUGAAGAAAGAAUAUGAUCCAGAACUUGUGGAAAAUCUAGAUGCCAAACUUGCUGAAACGAGUGCUGAGAUUGAGGCUCUUCAAGAACAUAUUAAGAAGCUGCAUGCUGCUAAGAUGGACUCUGUGAGGCUUCUGACUUCAGAGCUCAAAGAAGCCACAAAGACACUCCAGGACAUUGCCGAAGAAAAGAACUCCCUUAACAAACUGGUGUUUUUCCUCAGAAUGGAAUUGAAGCAAGUGAGGAGUGAACAAGAUGGAGUGAAGGAGAAGGAACAUGCAGCGGGAGUUCUCGCUGCAAACCUCACUGAUGAACUGCAAGGGAGAAUGGGAGAGGCAAAACCUGCACCAAGCACUGUAGAGGAGUUAGAAGCUGAUAUCUUCUAUGUACAGAGUAAGAAAAUUCAGAAGCUACAAUCGGAGACGGAAGGUGCAAGAAGAGAAGCUGAAGAGAUGAGGAGAAAAGCUCAAGAGCUGAAGGUAGAAGCUGAAAAGUCCCGGGCAGUGGCUGAAGAAGCAGAGCAAAGACUUGAGCUAGUUCUGGUGGAGGCUAGAGAGGCAAAAGCUGCACAACAAAGAGCCGUUAAGGAGAUCAAGAUUUUAUCUGAAGUUAGUAAAGUUCCGAGCUCAAAAUUCAGUGGUAAGAUCAAGAUUCCAAAUGAAGAGUUUGAGGCAAUGAGAACAAAGGCCAAGGAGUGUGAGGCUUUGGUUGAAAAGAAAGAGGAAAAUGCGAUGGAAGAGCUUCACCAAAUCUAUGCAAGAAAGAAUGAAGUGGACAGAAAGGUGGAAACUAAUGUAAAAGCCAUUGAAGACACAAAGGCUGCUACAGAGGCGGCCCUGUGGAGUGCAGAGUUGGCAGAAUCAUCUAAGGUGGCAAUUGAGACUGAACUGAAGAGAUCGCGUCAACAACAACAACAACAACAAAAAGUUGUAUCCGAUGAUGCUUCUCAGAAAUUGGAGCAUUCUUUAACACCAGUCUCUUUGACCACAGAAUAGAAGUCAAAAUCUUGGACAAGUAGAUGGGAAAGGAAGUAACUUCGUUAUUGUGUUGCCUUUCUAGUUAUAUCUCGGAAGAUGGGCCAUCACUUAUGUAUUAUCAACUAUUCAGUACGCCGGAAACUGCGUAGAUGUCUCCAUCUUCCGAAGAGAAAUUGGAUGUGCAAAUGCAAUUUCUUACUGUUUUAUUUUUCUGGUCCUUAGGGCCCUUAAUAAACAGCUUUGUGGCUCCUAUACAUUCCAAGGAAAAACUAAGAAGCUUUUCUUUAUGCA
Vigna unguiculata (cowpea) is the source of this 2460-nucleotide messenger RNA. RefSeq names its product WEB family protein At1g12150-like. Lineage: Eukaryota; Viridiplantae; Streptophyta; Magnoliopsida; Fabales; Fabaceae. The record is from RefSeq and is a predicted model, not a curated record. Gene Ontology annotation, cellular component: cytosol. Gene Ontology annotation, biological process: chloroplast avoidance movement; chloroplast accumulation movement.